AUGCUGCUACUUGGUGUGGCUGCUGAAGAUGUCUGGGAUGAUGAACAGUCAGCCUUUGCCUGCAACACCCAGCAGCCAGGUUGCAACAAUAUCUGUUAUGAUGAUGCAUUCCCUAUCUCUUUGACCAGAUUCUGGGUUUUAUCAAUCAUCUUCGUGUCUUCUCCCUCUCUGGAAGGCCAUGUCCUUUAUAGACUCAGGGCCUUUGAAAAGGAGAGGCAGAGGAAAAAGUCACACCUUAGAACCCACAUGGAGAAUCCAGGGCUGGAAUUGGAGGAGCAACAAAGGAUAGAUAGGGAACUGAGGAGGUUACAAGAGCAGAAGAGGAUCCAUAAAGUCCCUCUGAAAGGAUGUCUACUGCGUACUGUCUUACACAUCUUGAUCAGACCUGUACUGGAAGUAGGGUUUAUGGUAGGCCAGUAUAUUCUCUAUGGGUUUCAAAUGCACUCCCUCUACAAAUGCACUCACCCUCCAUGCCCCAAUGCAGUGGAUUGCUUUGUAUCCAGGCCCACAGAGAAGACCAUUUUCAUGCUCUUUAUGCACUGCAUUGCAGCCAUCUCUUUGCUCCUUAAUGUACUAGAAAUAUUCCAUCUGGGAAUCAGGAAAAUCAGGAGGGCAUUUUAUGAGAAGUCAGGCAAUGAGGGCAUUGAUGAUGAAAGGGCCCCUCCUUUUCAUUUGAGAAAAUAUUCAGUGACCCAGCAGGACGUGACUUGCUCCCCCUUGUCUGAAAGAACAUCUCUACUUCAAGCCAACAACCAGCAACAAGUCAUCCAAGUCAGUGUGCCGAAGUCUAAAACCUUGUGACAAAUCCCACAACCCAAGCCACUUGAGGUAGAUCCUUGAGGUAGUAAAAAGGACUGGGCUGAGAAGGGUCAGCACAGCGGACAGCUCCAUGUCCACAGCCCAUGUCCCUGGGAUGACUGUGCUAGAGUUCAGCACCCGGGACAGCAACCAGACCAUUCUUUUGGUAUACAGACUGCUAUGUCCCAGUACUGGCUAGGCACAAUGAUGCCUCCUAGACAUUGUCCAUCCUAUGCAAUAGGAACCUGGGGGCAGUCCCAGGACUGGCAACGCUCAAGGGACCUCUCAGAUUUGCACUGUCACUUCAGAGACAGCGAUGGCAGCGUGAGAGAGAGUGGAGUCUGGACAGACAGAUCUCUCUCGGGCAGUCGCAAGGGCAGCUUACUGUCCAGGCUGCUAUCUGAAAAGGGACAGCUGCACAGUGACUCAGGUAGCUUCAGUUCUCGGACUAGCUCGUGCAUUCUGCAUCAGCAAAACAGCCCCUUGCUCUGCCUUCAGCCACUGGGCACAGAACAUCAAUGGUAA
Molecule: messenger RNA, 1323 nt
Organism: Eptesicus fuscus (big brown bat)
Lineage: Eukaryota; Metazoa; Chordata; Mammalia; Chiroptera; Vespertilionidae
Gene: GJA10
Product: gap junction protein alpha 10
Biological process (GO): cell communication
Cellular component (GO): connexin complex
Source: RefSeq, a predicted model, not a curated record